Messenger RNA from Paramecium pentaurelia, 1624 nucleotides. NCBI's taxonomy places the organism in Eukaryota, Ciliophora, Oligohymenophorea, Peniculida, Parameciidae. The record is from the annotation of a GenBank genome assembly.
AUGGGAAUUUGUAAGUCAUAAUUGAAAUAAAAACCAAUAUAUUGCGAAGAAAACACAUUAGGUGGAUCAAAUGGUAUAGUUUCUAUUCAUAUUAAUAGUUCCUGCAAUAGCUACAAGUAGAAAUUCAAUGUGUAAAAUUGUAAUAGGUAGGACCUAAUCUGUACAUAAUAACCUUAAUCUAGAGAUCAAAAAGGAUAAAAACUUAUAUGGACUUAAUUCUCCAACAGUUUCCAAAACACCAUAAAUCAUACCAAAAAUUAAAUAACAUAUUUUUGAUUUACAAACUGGGUUUUUUAAGAAAUAUUCUUCUUUAAAAGAAAGAUGUACAAUAUUUAUUUAAUAAUAGAAUCUGAAUAAGUUUUAAUAUGUCAAAAUAACAUUACUGGAUAAUUAGUUAGAGUAACACUUUUAGAAAUAGAUGAUAUCUAUGAUUGUAACUUUUUUUAAAAACUCAAAUAAUACAAUUAAGUAUUGUUUUAAUAAUAUAAUAGAAAUGCUAAAAUAUUUGUUAAAUUAUAGAAUCGUAUAAAGAAAAGAAUUUAAUUUAUUUGGUUUAAGAAUAUUGUAAAGGAGGUUCUCUCUCUAAUCUAAUAAGAAAAAAACCCUUAGAUUAUAAAUAAGCAACUCUCAUAAUAUAGCAAAUAAUUAUUGCUAUAAAUUUCAUUCAUAAUUAAAAUUUAUCUCAUUGUCAUCUCACAUUAGACUCUUUUUCAAUUUCAGAUCCAAAAAAUCUAUUAGUCAAAUUGUCUGAUAUUAAUCCCAUUUUUUAAUCAAAUUAUCUUAAUAAUAUUGAAAAUUAACAUCAUAAAGAUUAAAUUUUGAAAUAUUAAUCACCAGAAAAUUAACAGAAUAGUAUUAGUGAUGUUUGGUCUAUUGGCAUGAUCUUUUAUUAAUUAAUAACAGGACAUCUUAUAGAAAUAGAUAAAAAACCAAAUGGAACUAUCUUUAUCAAUUUAGAUUCAAUCAUUUCAGAAGAUAUAGAAAAGGAAACUAAAACAAUUAUUCUAAAGAUGUUAGAUAUUAAUCCUUAAACUAGAAUUACAUUAUAAUAAAUAUAAUAGCAAUAUUUUUUAACUUAAUCAGUCAAUUCAAGUUCUCUUUAAUAAUGCAUUGAAAAUUUAGCUAAUGUUAAAUAAAUGUCAUAUUUCUAAAGUAUAAUUCUCUAUUAUAUGAUGGUUUUAUUCCAUACAGAAGAAGUAUAAAUCUUGACUUAAUUAUUUGAUGAAGCAGAUAAAGAUGCAGAUAAUCUAUUGAAUAGAAUAGAAUUAACUAAUCUAUAUAAAAUUAUUAUACCCGAAGAUUAAGAUUUUAUCAAUACAUAAAUAGAUAGAAUUUUCCUAUAUAUGGAUGCUGAUUAAAGUGGUUAAAUUUCAUUAAAUGAAUUUAUAACCGCUGCAGCCAACAAAAAAGAUCUUCUAAAUGAUGAUUAUCUUGAAAGUUGCUUUAAAUAAUUACAAAAUUAAAAAGGAGGCAUCAGUGCAAAAAGUCUUAAAAGAAAAUUAGAAAUUGAUGAAUUCCUUGUAAAUUAGGAAAUCAAAUAACUUACUUAUGAUUAUGUAAUAAAUUAUUAAACAAUUAGAUUUAUUAUCCAUAAUUUAAAGAGAUCAUGCAAGCCCUUUUUUGA